AUUCCCGUUUUUCUGCUGAAGAAGUGGGGGAGCCACGUCGAGUACCGAUAGGAGCCGCUAUUGAUCCCCCACUUGGUUUAGGUGUCCUUUCCUGCACAGACUGUCGGAGAGUUUGCCUCGUUCUUCUAACACCAAUUUCUUCUGAGAGACCAAUACAAUAAUCCAGGAAAAUGCAGCCGGCAAUAACUGAUCCAGUCUCCUUCGCAAAGGAUUUCGUCGCCGGAGGUGUCGCAGCGGCUAUCUCCAAGACGACCGUAGCUCCGAUAGAACGAGUCAAGCUUCUCCUCCAGGUCCAACACAUCUCCACCCAGAUCUCCCCGGAACAACGGUACAAGGGUAUGAUCGACUGCUUCGUCCGUAUUCCGAAAGAACAGGGAGUCCUCGCAUACUGGAGAGGUAACAUGGCUAAUGUCAUCCGUUACUUCCCGACCCAGGCCCUCAACUUCGCUUUCAAGGACAAAUACAAGCAAGUCUUCUUGGGAGGAGUUGACAAGAACACACAGUUCUGGCGCUAUUUUGCUGGAAAUCUCGCCUCUGGUGGUGCUGCUGGUGCCACUUCUCUUUGCUUCGUCUACCCGCUUGACUUCGCCCGUACCAGGUUAGCAGCUGAUGUUGGAAAGGGUGACGGACAGCGUGAAUUCAAAGGUCUCGGUGACUGCUUAACUAAAGUCUUCAAGAAGGACGGUCUCGUCGGUCUCUACAGAGGAUUUGGCGUCUCAGUCCAGGGUAUCAUCAUUUACAGAGCAUCUUACUUCGGCUGCUUUGACACAGCUAAGGGAAUGCUCCCCGAUCCUAAAAAAGCUGGUUUCUUUAUUUCAUGGGGUAUCGCACAGGUGGUCACGACUAUGGCUGGUAUUAUUUCCUAUCCAUUUGACACUGUUAGGAGGAGGAUGAUGAUGCAGUCUGGCCGUGCAAAAGCUGAUGUCGUUUACAAGAAUACCAUCCACUGCUGGGGUGUUAUUGCUAAGCAAGAAGGACCCAAAGCUUUCUUCAAGGGAGCUUUCUCCAAUGUCCUCAGAGGCACUGGCGGUGCUCUCGUACUUGUACUUUAUGAUGAAAUCAAGAACUUCAUCUUCUAAAGUCAUUGUCGUGUGUCAGCAUUCUACCCCCUCUUCAUCUGUAACAUUGAUUUAGCAUUCCACCUUGCGCCAAAACGAAACCAGCCCCGAUGAGGGGGCCCCACACGAUUUAGGUGUUACUCUGUAGUUUUUGAGUAAGGAAAAAAAAAAGAGAAAAAGUAAAAAAAUUAGGAAAAACAAACUGUGAACUGCGAUCAACACGAAGCGAAUGUGUAUAUAAUUAUUAUAUCGAAAUUAAAUAAAGCUGUUACUCGACAACUGGACACAAUUAAAACAAAAAACAAUAAAGGUUUUGAACCGCCCUGGACUGAACAAAAAGUUUGUAACCUCAGGUGAAGUUAUUUAUUGUCUUUGUUAAACCUUGAGGUUUUUGCCUUUUUGUCUUGAAGGGGUCAAAACAGAA
Molecule: messenger RNA, 1482 nt
Organism: Cimex lectularius (bed bug)
Lineage: Eukaryota; Metazoa; Arthropoda; Insecta; Hemiptera; Cimicidae
Product: ADP,ATP carrier protein 2
Exons: 4
Coding region: 171-1079 (302 amino acids)
Biological process (GO): mitochondrial ADP transmembrane transport; mitochondrial ATP transmembrane transport
Cellular component (GO): mitochondrial inner membrane
Molecular function (GO): ATP:ADP antiporter activity
Source: RefSeq, a predicted model, not a curated record